Lynx canadensis (Canada lynx) is the source of this 502-nucleotide messenger RNA. RefSeq names its product TSSK6 activating cochaperone (gene TSACC). NCBI's taxonomy places the organism in Eukaryota, Metazoa, Chordata, Mammalia, Carnivora, Felidae. Gene Ontology annotation, cellular component: cytoplasm. The coding region runs from base 1 to 498 and encodes 165 amino acids. The record is from RefSeq and is a predicted model, not a curated record. Gene Ontology annotation, molecular function: protein-folding chaperone binding. The transcript is spliced from 4 exons.
AUGUGUAUCAACUACACGGGUGGGUGCCGGGCGGGAGGCGUUCGAGUAACAGAGAGGGUGAGGUCGUUGAGCUGGCCAGCGCCUCGGGUCUUCUGGGGCCGCGAAGGCGCCACACCUGUUCAGAAGGAGCAGCGUGCUAAUCACCCUAACAGAAAAGCCAAAGAGGAAAGUAAUGCUGUGCCUCUUUGUCGAGCCAAACCCUCCCCUAGCUUUAUUAAUCUUCAAGCAAGUUCCCCACUGGCCACAUUCCUGAACGUCCGGACAGCAAAGCUGCCCUCAGGAAUCGACCCCAAGCCCAAGGAAUGCCUGGGACUUCUGGAACGUAUGUAUGCCAAUCUCCAGCUUCAGACCCAGCUCGCCCAACAACAGAUGGCUAUUUUGGAAAAUUUACAAGCAUCUAUGACACAUCUGGCUCCUGGGAGGGGAAGCAAGAACUCUGCCCUCCCGGCCUUACCCCGUAAUCUGUUGCAAAAUCGCCUGCCCCCAUCCAGUAAAUGACUUG